AUGUACAAAGCUCUGAACCAGGUUUCUAAGCUUGGUCAAGACUCUCAACACCCUCCACAUAGUGCAUGGCCUCAGCAAAUGUCGGAUAUCAAAGCAGGUGCUUCCAAUAGUGCCAAACCUAUGCUGAUGGCCAGUAGUAACGUCUUUUCGAUAGGACCUUACAGAAGUCGCAAAGAUGCCAAUAGAGUUUCAGUCAUAGAGAAAUACGAGAUCAUAGGGUACAUUGCAGCCGGUACUUAUGGUAAAGUUUAUAAAGCUCGCAAGAAAGUGCCUGUAAAAAACGGUUCAUCUUCGUCACCAUCCGAUAGCGAGAUGUCAUUGCCAACAACAUCAACUUUCCCAUUGAGCAACCAGGAGGCUCUAGAUGUCAACUCAAUCAACAAGUCAACGAGGGUACAGGAUUCUAGCACGUCUUUGCCAUUUUUGAACCAAACACAAGAAACACAGGUUGAUCAGAAAUCGGAAAGCACACAGACAUCAACUGUUCCUGCAAAUCGGGUGAUCAUCGCGUCACCCACCAAGAAACUUCCCAUGCUGUUUGCCAUCAAGAAAUUUAAAACUGAACGGGAAGGAAUGGAACAGCUGCAUUACACUGGGAUUUCGCAAAGUGCUUGCAGAGAGAUGUCGUUGUGUCGAGAACUCCGAAAUAAACACCUCACGAACUUGGUAGAGAUCUUCUUGGAGCAUAAGAGCAUUUAUAUGGUUUCUGAAUUUGCAGAACACGAUCUUCUACAAAUUAUUCACUUCCAUUCGCAUCCUGAGAAACGUUUGAUUCCGCCUCGAAUGCUCAAGUCAAUUGUUUGGCAAAUUUUGGAUGGAGUAUCGUAUUUGCAUCAGAACUGGAUUCUACAUCGGGACUUGAAGCCCGCCAACAUCAUGGUGACAGUCGAUGGCUGCGUCAAGAUUGGUGACUUGGGCCUGGCAAGAAAAUUUCAUAACAUGGUUCAAACGCUUUAUACAGGUGAUAAAGUUGUAGUUACCAUUUGGUAUAGAGCACCCGAACUGCUUUUAGGCGCUCGUCACUACACUCCCGCUAUUGACCUAUGGGCCGUUGGUUGCAUAUUUGCCGAACUGAUAGGACUGCGACCUAUCUUUAAGGGCGAGGAGGCCAAGAUGGACUCCAAAAAGAGCGUUCCAUUUCAAGCAAACCAGCUGCAGCGAAUUUUAGAAGUUCUUGGGUCUCCCAACGAUAAAUCGUGGCCCGACAUAUACAAAUACCCAGAAUAUGAACAGCUCUCGAACUUUCCUAGGUACAGAGACAAUUUGCCCGUGUGGUACCAUUCUGCUGGGGGCCGCAACAAAGAGGCCUUAGAUCUGCUUUACCUCCUGCUCCAGUACGAUCCGAUUUCAAGAAUUGAUGCAGUUGAUGCGCUGGAACAUCCAUACUUCACGAGCGAAGAUCCCGCUGUAUGCGAAAAUGUCUUCGAAGGACUCAACUACAAAUACCCUCCUAGACGAAUUCACACCAAUGACAACGACAUUAUGAACAUUUCUAACUCUAGGGCGAAAUCAACCACUAUCAAUCCUCAAGCAGUGGCUUCCAAAAGUGCAACUAAUACCUCAUUAGGAGGGCUAGGCGUGAACCGAAGAAUCCUAGCAGCCGCUGCAGCAGCUGCCGCCGCUGUAUCAGGUACUAAUUCAUCUUCACGACCAGCGUCAUCAGCAGGUAUUAGUGGCCCGGCUCGUAAGAAAAGGAGAUGA
Molecule: messenger RNA, 1701 nt
Organism: Lachancea lanzarotensis
Lineage: Eukaryota; Fungi; Ascomycota; Saccharomycetes; Saccharomycetales; Saccharomycetaceae
Gene: SSN3
Product: LALA0S04e04654g1_1
Exons: 1
Coding region: 1-1701 (566 amino acids)
Biological process (GO): protein phosphorylation
Cellular component (GO): mediator complex; nucleus
Molecular function (GO): RNA polymerase II CTD heptapeptide repeat kinase activity; cyclin-dependent protein serine/threonine kinase activity; ATP binding
Source: RefSeq, a predicted model, not a curated record